Wickerhamiella sorbophila is the source of this 1833-nucleotide messenger RNA. Its product is annotated as putative E3 ubiquitin ligase complex SCF subunit sconB. Gene Ontology annotation, molecular function: protein binding. Lineage: Eukaryota; Fungi; Ascomycota; Dipodascomycetes; Dipodascales; Trichomonascaceae. The record is from RefSeq and is a predicted model, not a curated record. The transcript has a single exon. The coding region runs from base 1 to 1833 and encodes 610 amino acids.
AUGGAGAAGUGCGAGUCACAGAAAAUGGCUGAUGACCGCUCAAGCGCUCCAGAUAACGCUGAGAAUCCGGGUCAUCCCGCACCCAAGCGUGAUACCGCUGCGCUCAUUGCAGCGUAUAUGGCACGGCACGCAGAGACCAGAAAGCAGUCAAGCCAGUAUUGCUACCGUCACAACCCAGCAUUUAGCAGCAAAAGAGCAGACAAUGUGAGCUUGCAAGACAUGCAAAAGUCGCUAGAGUCCUUCUCACCUGAGGACUGCCAGGUGAUCAGUCAUAUUUGGGGUGCGUUUGGCGCCGCCUCGAGUGAUCAAAGACAAGUUAUGUUACGGGGGAUUCUAGGCCAGUGUUGUCUGCCCCAGUUGAGUGAUGUGGCAUCUAUGAUUCGGGAUCUAGUGCGCAUCGACUUCAUCUCCCUGUUGCCAAUCGAACUGUCCUUUAAGGUACUCGGUUAUCUGGACGCUCGAUCGCUAAGCAUUGCAUCAAUGGUAUCCAAGCGCUGGAAGCAACUUGCAGACGAUGAUUAUGUUUGGUAUCACUUGUGCGAACAGCAUAUUGACCGAAAAUGCACAAACUGCGGAUGGGGCCUCCCCCUGCUUGAUCGAAAACGCCUUCAUAAGUCCAAGCAGGCUGUUUUGCAGCGACUUGAGGAUCUUUCAAUGUCCGAAAAGUUGUCAAACCCAGCGCUCUCUGCCCCGUGCGGGAAACGCAAACGGUCUGAGCCCUCCUCAGGAUCAUCUGCGGGCCAAAUGGAAUUCUCUUCCAAGUAUAGGUGCACCGACAGCACGCCCCGGAAGACCCGCCCUUGGAAAGAGGUUUAUAUCGAGCGUUACAAGAUUGAAAACAACUGGCGCAGCAACCGCUAUACUAUGCAAGUCUUCCAUCACACAUCUCCAGUUUUGUGCUUGCAAUUCGACGAGCAGUAUCUCAUGACAGGUACUUAUGAUGGCCACAUUAACAUCUGGUGCGUUGAAACUGGAGCUCUUGUACGAACACUUAUUGGACAUAUUCGGGCUAUUAGCGGGUUGAAGUUCGACAAUUGCAAGCUGGUCACUGGAUCAUGGGACCAAAGUGUGCGAGUUUGGAAUUACCAGACGGGACAGUGUCUGUCCACUUUUGGCGGGCUCGAUGCCAAGGUUCUGUGUAUUGAUACAAACAACAACCUGAUUGCUGCUGGGUCUACUGAUGCCACCGUCAAAGUGUGGGAUUUUCUAGAAAAGUCUUGCUUCACUCUUCGCGGUCAUACUGAGCCCGUCCAUUCUGUCAAAAUCCAUCACCCUUCAUCAACCCUGUAUUCGACAGGUGAAGACAUGACUGUCAAGAUGUGGGACCUCAAGACAAAGACUUGCGUGAGAUCGUUUGGUGGACCUAACGUUGGCCCCAAUGGUCAUGUAGCACAAAUCCAGCAGGCCCUACCGAUGACAAUCGAACAUCUUGAAGGUGACGACCACCACAUGGACUUCACAGACGACAAGGAUCCGGCCAGCAUUCAAGUGACUACAGCAGAGGAAGAAGAAAGUAAGGCCAAUCGUCGCCCCACUCAUCUUUUGACCGCCUCGCUUGACAACACCAUUAAGCUUUGGGAUAUCAAGACCGGCAAAUGCACCAGAACUCUGUUUGGCCAUGUCGAAGGUGUUUGGUGCGUCGCCGCAGAUAACUUCCGCAUUGUAUCUGGCGCCCACGACAAACUCGUCAAAGUAUGGGACGUGCAGUCUGGCAAGUGUUGGCAUACAUUCAGUGGCCACACCAAGCCGGUCUGCUGUGUUGAUCUGAACGACACCGGCUUUGCUUCAGGCGGCGACGACGGCAUCGUCCAGCUCUACUCUUUUGAAAACUGA